AUGACAGCUGCAGAACUUGACCAGCUGGUAAACGACUUCUGGCGCCUGAUCAACCCGAGCACGCGCACCAAGUACAUGCCCUACAUCAACGCAUUUCAGUGGUGGUGCAAUGAUACUGGGUGCAGCAGCGACCUCAGCCGCAUUGACGACGUGCCCAAGGCCGCGCGCUUCCUGGACUGGUAUGUCCACGGUGCGGACAAGUACCCGGGGCGUUCUCUUGCUAGCCGUGAGGCAACUGGCAAGCUUGGGCCCAGCGCAGCCAUGGUGGCCCACUCGGCCCUGGUGGCUUGGUCGCGGGCCUGCUGCGUCCGCAGGGGCAGCACGUCGUUCGACCUCUGCGACUUGGCUGCCUACAACAUCGUGUACCGCACUGUGACCAAGGGGCGCGAGAAUAGGGGCAAACGCCAGCCCUCCCACGGCAUGCGGUACGAUGACUACAAGCGGAUGAUGUGCAGCCUGGUCGGAUCCAGCAACCCGCAGGAGGCCGUCACCCACGCCAUCAUCGCGCAUCAGACCAUCGUGUGCGGGCGCGGCGACGAGGUGCGGCCUGUCAAGUACACCAGCUGGACGCUGCGGCGGUCCGAAGCCAUAGAGCGUGGGAUCUACAUCAACUACACGCUGCUGGACCACAAGGUCCGCCGCGGCAACCCCGUGCCGAAGAACAUGCUCCGCGCCAAGAUGCCGGAGCUCUGCGCCAUCGGCUCACACGCGCGCCUGCUGCACCAGCGAUUCAAACUCCAGGGCGAGAUGCUCCCAUCGCCAGGCUCAGACAAGCUGCGCAACUUCUACUGCUUUCCUGGGCAGAACCCUGGCACGGCGCUCAGCUACAGGCGCAACAACGAGCUGGUGGCGGCGGCACUCACGGACAACGGCAUCGUGGUUGACAAAGUCACGCACACUUUCCGCAGGCUGGCAGUGCAGAUUGGCAGAGAUUGCGGCGGCUCCCUCACGCUGCUGCAGUACGCCGGCGACUGGCUGCAGGACUGCAUGGGCACGGCGUACGCCGAUAUCGGCGCGCACCCAGAGGCGCUGCUGGUGCUAGCGGGCUGGGACCUCAGUCCCGGCCUCAAGGGGGCGUACUAUGCGCCGCGGCUCCGCGUCUCUGUGCAGGAGAAGCUCAUUGACUUCAUGCUCCCGGGGCUGCCGCGGUUUCAGGCGGCGGCGGCGGCGGCCAAGCUGGCGGCCACAACCAGCAGCAAGGAGGAGGCGCUGGCAGCAGAGGAGGCGGUGCAGCUGGGCAAGACGCUCCGCUUCAUCAUGCGCUGCGGCAUCCAGGAUGCAUGCGUGCUGGCGGACAAGUACCCCAACAACCCCUUCUUUGCUGACCUGCUCAGCAACCCCAUGUUCACAGAGCUCAAUGUCCGCUUUUCUUCAUACGGGGGGCUCGGCGGGUUCGAGCAGGAGCGCCCGCCGGCGAGCCAGCUAGAUCUGCUGCAGCGCGUGACAGCCCACAUCGAUCGCGCCCAUGAGGCGUCUGAGCGGCGUUUGCUGGCGCGCCUCGGCCUGGGCGCCUCUGCAGACACUGGGGAGCUUGUCGCGCCGGCCGGACUCCAAGCCAGCGGCGAUCUCACCCGCAGCGCCACCCCGGCUAUUGAGGGCGCCAGCCCCUACACCCAGCUUGCUCUGCAGCCUGCCUAUGGGUCGGGCGACGGGGAGCCGGCGGGCGGCGCAGCCUCCAUCGGCGGCGCACUUGAGGGCGCGCACCUGCUGCUCGAGGGCAGCGCGGCAGCGGCGGACGCGGUUGAUGGCGACGUGGUGAUGACCUGCCACGUGACCCCCCCUGACGUGUUGGAGCCUGAGUUCUAUUCCCCCAGUGGCCAGAGCCGCAGCCAGGCUGCCAUCAACAAACGCGGGGCCGGCAUGAUGGAUCAGCGGUUCGAGCAGCAGCAGCAGCAGCAGCAGCAGCAGCAGCAACAACAGCAACAACAUGUGAUACUGCAACAGCAGCAGCAGCAGCAGCAACAGCAGCAGCCGCGGCAGCAGCAGCUGCUACCGCUGCCGGCGCCGCCGCUGCCGCAGCAGCAGCAGCAGCAGCAGCAGCAGCAGCUCAACGAGCUGCUCCAGGCAGGAGCGCAGAUGUUUGGUGGUGCCGACCCUUUUAUGGCCCAGCUAGAGCCUUUUUCUUUUGCGUACGGCAGCGGCACCGGCACCAACGGCGCCUGGGCGCCCAAUGCAGCGGCGCGCCUGCUGGCUUUCGUGGAGCUGUCAGCACAGCGAGGCGCGCAGGCGGCAUUGUCACAAGUCGGCAUCAUCCAGCCAAACUCGGUCGGCCAGCAGCUGCACGAGCGGCAGGCAGCAGCAUCAAUGUUGGGAACAGCCCUGCAGCCUGUCUUGGCGUCAACAGCGGGGGCACAGCAGCGCCAGGAGCAGGCAGGUCCCCCAGCUGUGCGUGCUAUCCUUGAGCUGGGCAGAUGCAGGACGGUGACGGAGCUGGUCGAGUGGUACACUCAGGCCCCGCCUGGAUAUGAUCUGACGCGGCAGCAGCUGGAGGAGGGCAACCCCUCAAACCACACAUGGCGACAGCCUCACAGGAAGUGGAAGGCGCGGUGGGGUGAGGUUAGCAACAUCAUCCAGGCAGUCUGGAAGGAGCAGCAGCAGAUUGUGGCGGGCUGCGCAAGGCGGAGGGAGGUGACGCUGCUGGAAGCAGCUGGAUCUCUCGAUGCCAAGCUGGGCCUGCCGUCGCGGGACUCCAAGGGCAUGACUGUGGCCAAGUUUGGCAAGAGGUGCAGGGGAGUACUCGAAACGGCUUUGGCCAGCCGCCUUGAGGGUGCAGACGGCAACGGCGGCAACGGCGGCGGCUGCGGCAUUGGCGGCGGCGGCGAUGGGAGCGAUUGCGGUGGCAGCGGCAGCGGCAACGAGGCGCAGCGGCCAGCACGGCGGCAGCGGCGGCAGGUCUGA
This is a messenger RNA of Monoraphidium neglectum, 2898 nucleotides long. RefSeq lists its product as hypothetical. Gene Ontology annotation, molecular function: DNA binding. Lineage: Eukaryota; Viridiplantae; Chlorophyta; Chlorophyceae; Sphaeropleales; Selenastraceae. The record is from RefSeq and is a predicted model, not a curated record. Bases 1 to 2898 code for a protein of 965 amino acids. The transcript has 12 exons.